This is a messenger RNA of Pelobates fuscus (common spadefoot toad), 1292 nucleotides long. RefSeq names its product distal-less homeobox 3 (gene DLX3). Bases 83 to 907 code for a protein of 274 amino acids. The transcript has 3 exons. Gene Ontology annotation, biological process: regulation of transcription by RNA polymerase II; embryo development; epithelial cell differentiation. NCBI's taxonomy places the organism in Eukaryota, Metazoa, Chordata, Amphibia, Anura, Pelobatidae. The record is from RefSeq and is a predicted model, not a curated record. Gene Ontology annotation, molecular function: DNA-binding transcription factor activity, RNA polymerase II-specific; RNA polymerase II cis-regulatory region sequence-specific DNA binding.
UGUACUGGGAUAAGUGGAAAGGGGCUCAGCAGGGAUGUGCAUCUGAGUAUUUUCUUGGGAGUUCUCCUCUGCUCUACCGAACAUGAGUGGGACUUAUGAAAAGAAAAUGGCUAUUUUGACUGACCUGUCAACCUCCUUAAGUUGCAAUGCUAUCACCAAGGACUCACCGACCCUACCAGAGUCAUCAGCAACCGAUAUGGGCUACUAUAGUGGUCAAAUGACUGCCGCCCAACAUGACUACUUCCAGAGCCAAAGCUAUUCCCAGUCGUUUAGUCCUUAUGGCUACCACCAUCAUCCCCAAUUUAAUCUCAGCGGGCUAGUAGGGGCCGAAGGCUUCUUACCAAAGGAUGAUUAUCCGUACGGAGCUGCAUACCGAUCGUAUGGACAUUACAGAGAACCUCCGGCCCAGGAGACAGUAUCAGUAAAAGAAGAGCCAGAAACAGAGAUCCGAAUGGUCAACGGAAAACCUAAGAAGGUCCGGAAACCCAGAACUAUCUACUCCAGCUAUCAGCUAGCGGCUCUGCAGAGGCGGUUUCAGAAGGCCCAGUAUUUGGCUUUGCCAGAGAGAGCAGAAUUGGCUGCCCAACUGGGGCUUACACAGACACAGGUGAAGAUCUGGUUCCAGAACCGGAGAUCAAAGUUCAAGAAACUUUACAAGAACGGAGAGGGACCUGGUUUGGAACACAGUCCAAAUAACAGCGACUCAAUGGCAUGCAAUUCCCCUUCAUCCCCCUCAAUGUGGGAGAAUAGCAGAAGCCGAACCCCUCAGCAGCAAAAUCUUCCUCACUGCUCUUCCCCCAGUUAUAUGGAGAACUAUAAUCCAUGGUUCACACAACAGAACCAACCUGGAUCUCACCUUCAGCCUUCCGAACCCUUGCAUCCGCCACCACCCAACCCAGUGUACUAACUAAGACUUUGGGGAAACUCAAAUGAGAACUGUCUUGAAAGGGUCACUUCACUAUUUAUAAAGGGUCUCUACGGACUGAAUUAAUGUCGUUUAAAUAUCUAUAAAUGCCUAGGAUCCACUGCAAAGCAAUAAUAUGACUCUUGAGAUGUUGGGUUUUAAGUGGACAACUGACAUGGAAGCACACAAUUUGACAUAUGAGACAUCUUAUUUGUCCACCAUAAAUUAAAGUAAAUGGUGCAUGUUCAUUUGGAAAACAUUAAAUUAUAUUGGUGGACAGUUGACAAGACAUUUGCAAGGCCAACUCCACAACCCGUUCUCCUUUGAUGGUAGAAUACUACGGACAAUGAAAACCAUAUUUGAUCUAUUUGAUUGCUAAUAAAAAUAA